AUCGCCCCUUGGCCGCUCGGGCUGCCCCGAAGCUUCGUCACUGCUCUGGCUGCAGCAAACAUUGCGCAAACCCUCUCUCCCCUCUCAGCUGUCCCUGCGAGCCCUCGGACCCUUCCCCCCUCCCUUUCUCCCUCUCUCCGCAGCUCCCCUGUUUGUUUAAACCCUGCACCCUUCCGCUCCACGUGGUGUUUUGGGGCCAAAGCAGCGUUUUCCGUGCCCCGGUGCCGCAGCCAUGCUUCUGGGCUGGGCGCUCCUGCUGCUGCCGCUGCCCCUGGGACGCUGCGGGACCGCGCCUGCCCCUCGGGAAUUUCUCAGUGCUUUGGAUGUGGAAGAUGUUUUCUCUUACUUUGGAACCAGCUCAGCACCUGAUGUACCUGAGUUUGUUGUUUCUGAGCCAACUUGCCCUUGUAAAGAACAACAACUGGGGCUGAAGUCCUGUCAGGUUCAGCACUGCUCCAUUGAGGCCUGGGGAGAAGUCUAUGCCUUUGAAUUUCUGGAGGACCAUGCCCUCCUUUCCUCCUCCUUUGUGAGCAAUCAAGUGGUGAACUCCUCCUUUGCCUUCCUGAAGAGAUUCUCUGGCAACUGCUUUGCAGGGGGAAAUCCCCUGCACCCCCCUGGGGCUACGUGCAGGGUCUCCUACUGUGAGGGGCAGCUGCAAGGGGUCGUCACUGCAGAUGAGGAGAAGAUUCACAUCAGGCCAGUCAGAAGCAAAGAUGUGGCCCUGCUGAAGGAGCUUGGCUUCUCCAGACCCCACAUUCUCUUCAGAACCUCCACAAGAGGGGAGGAUAAAGCAGGAGCAGGGCACCCUCCUCCUCGCCUGCAGAAGAGGGCUGAGGGAACUGUCAAACAUCUGGAGCUGAUGGUUGUAGCAGGUCCAGAUGUGUACUUGUACCACCAGGAGGACACGGAGAGAUACAUUCUUGCCAACCUGAACAUUGGGGCAGAGCUGCUGAGAGAUGCCUCACUGGGUGCUCAUUUCAGGGUCCAUCUUAUGCAAAUGCUUGUUCUGAGAGAACCAGAGGCAGAGCUGAACAUCACCACAAAUAUCACCUCCUCACUGAUCAGUGUUUGUGAGUGGAGCAAGAAGGUCAAUCCCCAGAAUGACUCUCACCCCCAGCAUGCUGACAUUGUGCUCUACAUCACCAGGUUUGACUUGGAGUUGCCUGAUGGGAACAAGGAGCUCCGAGGAGUGACCCAGCUGGGUGGAGUCUGCUCCUCCUCCUGGAGCUGUGUCAUCACCCAGGACACUGGCUUUGACCUGGGAGUCACCAUAGCCCAUGAGAUUGGGCACAGUCUUGGCAUCUCCCAUGAUGGGGAGGGGAACCAGUGCAGCAGCAGUGGUCACAUCAUGGGUUCAGCAGGAACCCACAACAGCAUCGACCUGGCCUGGUCCCAGUGCAGCCGAGAGCAGUUCCUGGCAUUUGUCAGCACAGGCCAAACAAACUGCUUAAAUGACCUCCCAGACAUGGAAGGCAGCAUCCCUGGAUGGAAGCCUGGCUUGUACUAUGGAGCAGAUGAGCAAUGCAGGAUAGCCUUUGGGAGUGCUGCCACAGCCUGCACCUUUGCUGACACCAGUGUUGACAUAUGUGAAGUUCUCUCAUGCCAUGUACAACCAGGAGACCAAUCCAGCUGCACUCGGCUUCUUGUUCCCCUCUUGGAUGGCACUGAGUGUGGCAUCAAUAAGUGGUGUUUCAAGGGACAGUGCAGCUCUCUGGAAGAACUGAACCCCGUGGCUGUGGUCCACGGGCAGUGGUCUGUCUGGAGCCCCUUCUCCUCCUGCUCCCGCAGCUGUGGAGGUGGAGUUACCAUGAGGCAGAGGUUCUGUAACAACCCCAGGCCUGCUUUUGGGGGGCAGGAAUGCCAUGGCACCAGCAUCCAAGUGGAGAUGUGCAAUACUCAGGCCUGUUUGAUGACCCAGGAGGAUUUUAUGGCUGAACAAUGUGCAGCAACAAAUUUAAAGCCUCUUUAUCUCACUGCAGAAGCACCAUCUUUUUAUACCUGGACUUCUGCUGUUGGCUUUGCCAAAGGGGACAUGCUCUGCAAACACAUGUGCAGGGCAGUUGAAAAUGAGUUCAUGGUAAGCCGUGAGGAGAAGUUCCUGGAUGGAACCAGAUGUGAGCAGGAUGAGUCUGAGCACCCCGGGGCUUUCAGUCUGUGUGUGAUGGGAAGCUGCAGAGCUUUUGGGUGUGAUGGUCAGAUGGACUCCAAGAAGAUCAUGGACUCGUGCAAGGUCUGUGGGGGUGAUAACACCACUUGCACCAAAGUGAGUGGAUCUUAUACAGAAGGCAAAGCUAAAGAGUAUGUUACAUUUCUGUCCCUGCCUUAUAACACCACCUUGGUUCAUGUCACCAAUCAGAGACCACUCUUCACACAUUUGGCUGUGAAGGUUAAGGGAGAGUAUGUGAUUGCUGGAAAAGGAAAAAUAUCUUUGAAUGUCACCUACCCGUCGGUUCUAGAGGACAGACAGAUCAAAUACAAAGUGUUUCUCACCAAGGACAACCUACCAAGCCUGGAGGAAGUCCAUUUGGAUGGACCAACACAAGAAGAAAUUGAAAUCCAGGUCUAUCGAAGGUAUGGAAAAGAGUAUGGCAAUGCCACCAACCCAGACAUCACCUUCAGCUACUUUGUCCCCAGGGAGAAUCUGACAUACAAGUGGAUUCCCCAGCAGGGCCCAUGUUCAGUGGCCUGUGGAGAAGGAACACAGCCAGUGGCUCAUGUGUGCUUUGACCAGACAAAGAAUGAGAUAACAGAGGAUCAUUGGUGUCUGGAGCUCCCACAGCCCCUGGCAGAGCAGAAGCCCUGUGCCAUGCAGCCAUGCCUGUACAGGUGGAAGCUGUCUCAGACAGAUGAGUGCUCUGCUGUCUGUGGAACUGGAGUUGCCCAGCAGAAUCUGACCUGUGUUCAGUUUCAUGAUGGAUUGGAGACUGUUGUGGAUGACAGCUUGUGCCCAGCAGAAGAAAAACCCCUCUCCAUUGUGCCAUGUGUGGUUAAUGUCUGCCCCUUAGGCUGGGACAAAGAGGAAGAUUCACACUCACUGCAGACUUCGGAGUCACUUGGGCAGAUCCAACUGGAAAAUCAGACCCUGUAUGUCUGGAGCCCUCUAGCUGGAGAGUGUUCUGUCUCCUGUGGUAGAGGUGAGACUCAGCUACAAUACGUAUGUGUAGCUUUUGACACCAGGGAGGAAACCCAAGAAGAGAACUGUCAUCCAGUGCCAAAGCCAGAGAGCAGAAUAGAGGUCUGUGACCUCAGUCCCUGCCCACCAAGCUGGAAGGUAACCCCAGCUGGUCCCUGUUCCUCCAGCUGUGGGCUUGGCUUGGCUGUUCAGCUGGUCACCUGUGUGCAGAUCCACCAAGGCAAGGAGGUUUUGGUGGAGGAGACUUUGUGUCCAGUGGCAGAGAAGCCUCUCCCCAGUGUCCCCUGUGUCAUCCGGAUGUGCUCCUACGAGUGGGGCUUCAGUGAGUGGACAGAGUGUUCAGUUUCGUGUGGGAAUGGCAUUCAGACACGUGGGGAUUUCUGCCUCAACUCUCUGACCCGUCAGCCCGUCAGCCCCAUUUUCUGCAGGAACUUCCCCAAGGCCAUCGUGGUGCGUGGCUGCUCCACAGGACCCUGUCCUGAGCUGGGGAUGGAAACCAGGUCCCCUGGAGCUGAGCUGCAGACAGUGACACCAGCCACACAUCUGAUGGCAGCUGCAGCUGCUAGAGAGGCAAGAAACAAGGACCUGGGUCCUGCUCCAUCUGCUGUGCCCCAGGAGCGGACAGGGGACAGUGGAGCAGGUGUCUGUGGAAAGCUCUUUCUUAAUGCCACGGGGGUGAUCAACAUGACAGGCGUAGGGAGCUGUGACUGCACCGUGGCCAUCGGGCGUCCCCUGGGAGAAGAGAUCACAGUCCACAUCCUGCAGAGCUCCCUCAACUGCAGUGCAGGUGAGGUUGUGCUGUUUUCUGGACGCAUGAUGUGGCGGACAGGCUGCAGGAAGCUCCCUUUGGCACAGAUAAAUUCCAGAACAAAUACACUGAUUGUGAAACAACGUGUUUUGCUGCCAGGAAAUGGGAUCAUUCUUCAGUACAGCAGCAGAACUGCAACUAAAAAAUAUUAUCAAGACUGUGACAAGCAGCUGUUUGGUCCCCAAGGUGAAAUAGUGAAUCCUGUGCAGUUGCCUGAUGAAAAGCAAGAAGGGAUGUGCAGGACCUUCAUCACUGUGGCUCCUGGGCAUCGCAUAGCUCUCCGUGCCCUGGCUAUUGACCUGGGCAAUCAGAGCAACCAAACACAUUUUAAUUACAUCCUGGUCCGUGAUGUAAGCACCAUGAAGACCGUGGUGUUCCGUGGGAAGCAGCAGUUCCUCUGGCAAUCAACAGGAAGCCAAGCUGAAAUUGAAUUCCAUGAAAAUGUUAAGGAUAACCAAACCAGUUUCUGGGCUGAAUAUCAUGCUAUUGAACCCAAAUAAAAAGGGACAGACCCACUGCACUGAGAAA
Messenger RNA from Calypte anna (Anna's hummingbird), 4469 nucleotides. It is a transcript of the gene ADAMTS13, whose product is annotated as ADAM metallopeptidase with thrombospondin type 1 motif 13. Gene Ontology annotation, cellular component: extracellular matrix. NCBI's taxonomy places the organism in Eukaryota, Metazoa, Chordata, Aves, Apodiformes, Trochilidae. Gene Ontology annotation, biological process: proteolysis; extracellular matrix organization. The record is from RefSeq and is a predicted model, not a curated record. The transcript is spliced from 29 exons. Bases 233 to 4441 code for a protein of 1402 amino acids. Gene Ontology annotation, molecular function: metalloendopeptidase activity.